UUGUUUUGGUAGUAGGUGGAAUAGUCAAAAACGAAAGAAGAUAUUUCGAAGUAGACAUGGAAAUUCAAAAACCAAAACAUACCAGAAGAAAGGACCGUAGUAGAAAAAAAUCAACAGCUCUAGAUACUGAAAUACCAGACACAUCAGCACAGGAUGAGUUUGACAUACCUAGUUCAUCUUCAGAUUGCACAGAAAUUGUGUCAACAUCCUAUUCGUGCUCUCAGAUAGCAAGCAAUAUUGAAAAUGAACUGCUUGAUGCCGUUAAAGAUGUUAGAAACUCAGAUGUUGAAGAUCACGAUGUAGAUAGCAUUGAAAGUUUAAGCGACAGGAUUGAAUUCUCUAAUUCCGAAACUUGUGAUAACUUGGAAUGGAGUGCUUCCGAUCAUUCUGUGAGUAAUAUGCCGGUGUCAGUCGACACAGAAAUGAAAGAAAUCCAUUCAAACACAUUUUUAGUGAAUGGCUGUGUCGAGUUGGAAGCAGACACUCGGUUAGAGUCACCCAGGCGAUUUAUAAACGAUUCUGCUAAAUCUAAAGUAGAAUUAAAUGUGGAAAAAGAUAGUACGGCAUCAGUAAAAGACAAAGUGUCAAAUGAUGAAUUGGAAGAGAAAACAAUUACACCAAAAGAACAAUCAGAAGCAGCUCACGUGAACAAGAAGUCACAAGAGUCCACGAGAACGGUGCUAGCAGACUGUAAAGUGAAGGAGGUAGUAGUAGAUGAAAUUAAACCAUUCUCAGAAGCACAGCUGUGGUCGCUGUACAGUAACGGGGAACUGGAGCGAUCGGAGGAGUUUGUGCGUGAGUUCGUGGAGCACCACCUGAGCGGGGGCUACCAGAACCACCGGCUGUACGAGCUGCUGGUGAACUACCUGCGAGCCCGCACGAGGCUCACGGCCGACGCUGCGACCCUGCAGGGGCUCCAGAAGGACUGCCGCAACCACCAGGGGGUGCUGUGGACCAUCGAGAGGACGGUGGUGACGGAGAGCGGGGAGUGCCAGGACGGCAACCCCGUCUCGGCCUCCCACGAGCACAAGGUGUCGCACUUCGACGAGCGGGCGUGCGCGGCCCUGGCCGGGUCCCUGGGCAGCGUCAGGGACCUGGUGAACGAGACGCACUCCCUCGACAGCUACACGGCGGAGGUCCUGCGCCUGCGCCUGGAGCAGUACGUGCACGACGUGUGCGCCGGCUGCUCGCCCCGGGCUCCGGGGGACCUGGCGGCCCGCACGCAGGAGCUGCGCGCGUGCGUCUCCGUGCUGUUCUGCUUCCAGCGCCGCCACGUGCGGGACGAGCAGUUCGUGGGCGACACGCGGGCCUGGCUGCUGGGGCUGGUGGCCGUGCUACUGGGCCUGGCCAGCUGGAAGGACCACCUGUACGUGCUGAACCACGUGCUGCGCUGCCCGGCCGGCGUCGCCUCCUGGGCGGCCGGCCUGGUCCAGGUGCCCGCCCCGCCCCCCCUCUCCCAGCAGCACGGCGCGUCCGUGUUCGCCGACCAUCGCCUCGGCCACAUGCUGGCCGUCCUGGCCACGCUGCUCAUGCCCGUCAGGGAGAGGGAGAAGUUCCUGCAGCAGGUGCACAUGGGCACUCAAGACAGUGACGACGACAGCUUUUGGGUGCUGGUUGACUCGGAUGGCGAGGAGGACGAGGAGACAAGCAAGUCUGGCUGCACUUUGCUCAAGGAGAACGAUCUGGUGGCGAUCCUAAAUCAGAUUCCCAUUGACAGCUUGUUCAGACACGUGCUGCUCGUAGAUCGAAGAGAUGACAGGGACGUCUAUGACGACGGCCUGGUGACGGAGAGCCACGUGCUGCGCUUGUUUGCCUUCGCCAGCGUGCUGGUGCGCGUCCUGGGGCGAGGGCUGCAGACGUACGGCAUCCCGCGCUACCGCCAGUUCGCCAAGCGGCUGGGGCGCCUCAUCCGCCACGCCGUGCAGUACGUCUCCGACCAGUGGCUGAGCCUGCGGAAUUCUGGGCACGUGGUGGACGGGGCCAUGUUGAGGCGGCUGCAGGUGGAAUACGAUGCGUUCCUUCUGCGGGCCACGCAGGGCAUAUUCUCGUCCCAGCGCCUCGGGGCCUGGCAGUUCCUGGCCGUCAUCCCGUACAACCUGGUCUCCAUCAACGCCCUGUGGAGGCUGUUCUACACCCUGCACAAGGACGGUGCCGAGAAGGAGUGUUUGCCGGACGAUGCUGCCCCGGAUACGGGCUGGGAAGAGCUGGUGUGGUCGUGUGAGUUGCGGCAGCAGUUUGAGGAGAAGUUGGCAGCAAUGCCGGAAGCAGAGUCCUUCUACCUGCUGACCACGUUUGCCAACAUGGCAUUGGCAAGGGGCAAUGCCGAUGAAGACUUCAUCCGAGUGGUCACGCUGGAUUUAUUCCAGACUGGGUUCCUGAGCUCAGCCACUCAGGAGAGUUGCUCCAAGUCAGCCAGAAUGCUGUUGGUCAGCAUCACAACCAGACAUCCACAUCUGCUGUCAGACAUCCUGGGCAAGCUGAAGGAGAACAUACAACUUGCUGGCAAGCUGAGCCUGUACCUGUUCAGAGAGCUGCCGCUGCGACUGUGGGUGCCCAGGGACCAGGACCUCGACACCCUCUCCGCCUGGCUGCUGGAGUCGCCCCUUGCCUCCACGGAGAGCGGCCUGGCUCGCCUGGUGCUGGCCAGUCUGGACUGGGGCUGCGACGGGCAUCGCCUCGUGCUGCCCCUCCGCCUGCACCGCCGAGUGGCGCUGCUCGUCGUCCGGGCCGCCCUCCAGUUCGUGCCCGACACAUCCGGCAAUGCCCUCUUCUCCGAGGGCGUCAAGCAGGUGUCGAGCUACGCCACGUCAAUGCUGUACGCCCAGUCGAGUGAACAAGUGUUCAGCGCGUGGGCCUGGGAGAUGAUCUCACGACUGCGACUCCACGUAUUGGACCAGCCUGACCACGUGGUCUGGACGACCAUGGCUAGUCCCAGCGAGGCAAUGCGGGAUGUGCCGGAUAUGGACAGCAGUUCAGAGCUGGAAGUGCUGGCGGAGGGCGUGAGGAACAAGCAGCCCAUCGCCUGCUACGCUGCAGUGCUGAUGUCCACGUGGGGGCACAGCAUCCCUCUGAUCUGCACCAAGGGCCUGAACCAGCUGCAGCUGCUGCUGUGCUUCUACAAGUACGACGCCGUGCUGGGGGUGCUGCACCGCAUCGUGCCCCUCUUCCUCUGCUGCGAGGAGUCCCUGCUCGGCUGCGACAGGUUCUUAUCAGUGCUCAUCUCCCUCCUGACGGCUGACAAGACCUACAUGAAGAUGGCCAAGAGUCUGAUCGUGCAGGAGUUCCCAGGGGCGGUGCUGCUGCGACUGGGGCAGCUGGUAGAGUCCCAUUGCGCGAACCACCGCAAGUACAGCCUGCCCGACCCGGGGGCGUUUGUGCGCCUGUGGAUGGCAGCUGUGACCAUGGUCCCGGAGUGGACCCGAGAGUCCAGCGUCGUGUACCUCCUCGACGUGUUGUUCCGCGCAGCUUUCUUCCACCCCAGCGUCAAGGAGAUGGUUCUGCUACAGUUGACUAAAAUACAUCAGAGCACGGCGGGGCCCCGCCACGGCAGCUCGCUGUCCACCCUCAUGAGCUGGGUGGCCCUGGGGUCGGGGCAGACCCCCACGCUGCUGCCGCGCGCCUCCAGCCCCGAGUGCCCCUGGUUCGCCUGCCACGUGCUGGAGGUGGAGCAGGCGCUGCAGGAGAGGUCCGGGCUGUGGCCGGCGCUGCUGCGGGAGCUGGCUGCCUCCUCGGGCAAGCCCAGCGUCGACCAGUCCCUCAAGAAAGCAAGCCAGGCCGCGAAGGUGCCGUGCCCUCCGUCUGCCAGCCUGAGCAUCUACCGCUGGGCGCAUCAGGCCCUCGACACCCCACUGGACCACCCCCUCCUCCCGCUCGUCUGGCAGAGGUUCUUCGCGCUGUACCUCGCCAGGGUGCCUUCUAGCUCGGGGGUCGACAAGGGAGGUGUGGGGGACAAGUUCUUUGACGGGAUGAUCAACCUGAGCUUCCACAAGAAGCUGAAGAAGAGGCUGCAGGACGCGACGGAGCACUUCCAGGCCAGGAGCCGUGCGGGGGAGGAGCAGGCGGACGGACAGGAGGUCGUCGAGGGAAAGGUCGAGCAGCAAGUCUCCGGCAAAGAUUUCUGGGAAAAGUGCUGUAGGUUGAUGAGGACGUUCAGUUUGUGGUUGGAGGAGCCACGACUCCACGAGCCGAACUUGUUCUUGCCGGCUUUGCCACCUCAGUACGACAGUAGCAAGUUGGCUGCAAUUCUUCGAGGAGACAAGGCCCCGUGGCUGGAGUACCUGGACCGCGGCAAGGUUCGGGAGAGCCAGCAGCGGAGUGUGCACGAGUGGGAAGUGGCUCACUUCCGGACCCGCAUCCACGACGCGCAGGGCGUGCCCCCCGUGGACCCUGAAGAGGGCGAGGAUCCCCGACAGAGGAUACUGAAGAGGCUUCAGUCGUACGACUGUCCCGUGCAACCGCCGCCCGUACGUUCAUUGAAGCCUGUGGUGCCACCUAUUCCUCGAGACAUGUUGCUCAACAAGGGGGCAGUGCUGGAUUUGCUCAAGCCCUGUUUCAAAUCUCUCCUAGAAUACGCUCAGAUCUACUCGAUCCGGGUGUCGGAGCACUUGGCGCUGGACUGCAGCUUCCUUGAGCUGCUGCCCCAGCUGUACCGCGACGUGGAGUUCGAGGUGGUUCUGCACGCGGCCUGCGACAGCGAGCCCCACGGGGCGGCUCGCCGGCCCUCCACCAUCACCUGUGCCGGGCCGGCCGCCAUACGCUUGAAGGUGUGCGAGGCGACGGUGAACGAAGGCACGGAGCACUUGAUGCAGCAGAACAGGGCAGAGUACGAGACACUGCUCCAGAGAGCCAUGCAGGCUCCGCCACAGAAGGUGUGCGCAGGGAGCGUGGUGGUCGAGCACCUCAUCACUCUUCUGGAGGCAGAGUUGGAAAGUAGCCGAAGCAGUGACAGUAGGAAUGUGGUGAGGAAGCUUCAUGAGGUGGGGGUGACAUUGUUCUACCACAUAGUGUCCCUGUACACAGAAGAGCCUGCAUUUUACCCAGCGACCAAACAACUUCUCACCACUUGCAUAGAACGUUUAGGACAGGUGUUCGUGAGCGGGCAGGAGGGCGAGUGCCUGCGGCUCCUGGCCACCGUGACGCAGCAGCCGAGCCUGGCCGGUCUGCUGGGACCCCACUUCACGCCCACCGUCGCCGGCACCAUCACCUUCCUGCAGCUGUACGCCCUCGUCGUCGACACUGCCUGCCAGAAGGCCCUCCCGGAGCUCUGCUUCGUGCUGCUGUCCAAGUUUGAUGUUGCGCGGUGGUUGAUUUUGCGCCGACCACGACUCAGUGAGCGGUCACAGUUCAUCGAGCUAGUGGGUAAAGCUCUCUCCUUUGCUGGUGUCAGUCCUGAUGACCGCUAUCUCAUGCUGUAUGAGGUGUACCGGAAGCAUCUGAGGUUGAUUCUUCUCCAUGACUUCCCCGAGCACUACGGCGAAGUGCUAAACCUCAUGCUGAAAGCCAGCGAAAACCAGAGCUUCUCCAUCGACAUCUGGUUCGACAUGUUGAACACGCUGAUCGCGGGCAAGGAACCGAUUCAGCGCCGCUUCAGGCCGGGCCUCAAUGUGGGCAAGGUCAAGGAAGAGAUCCGGAAGUAUGCUACUGAGCAGGUGCUGCUUGCUCACGAUGAGCUCCGGGAGACCGUGACCCUGCUGGCGAGCCACUUCCUGAAGGAGCGGCUGCAGUACGGACUCUACGGGCUGUACCCCAAGUACCGACUCUACAUAGAGCCACUCACCAUCUUCUUGGGCAUGAUGGGCCACGCACUCGUCGUCAGCACCCUGCAGAGGGACAGCGGUUCUCUGUCCGACAAACUGUGCGAGCAGCUGUGGCCGUCGCUGAGCAACAUGUUCUCGCCGUGGGUCGCGCCGUACCUCACCAAGAACCUGAAGGAGCCGACUGCAGCGUGGAUACAGCAGCUGGCCGACGAUCGCUCCGUGCUGCUCCCCUGGAUCAUCGCCGACGGCCCGCACGCUCACCGGGCGUUCGCCAUGUUCACCGAGUGCAUCCGCUUCAUCGUCGACACCCUGCCGGCUUGCAGCAACAUCCUGUGCUUUGUGUGGCAGUACUACGUGUCGUGUUAUGCCUACCCAUCAGUCAAGGAUUAUGUGCUGAACGUUGUCCAUGCCAAUCUCCUGUCGCUGCCCUGGGAUCGCUUCUGGCCUAGCAUACAGGACAUUGAGUGCAUGCUGAAGGUGGUGGACCAGUACCUGCCCGACUGCCACGCCUUCCUGGGCAGCGUCUUCAUCGAGGUGCCGUGGUGGACGUGGGUGGGCCACGUGCUCACCGCGCACCCUGCGACCGUGACCGCCCGCACGCACGUCUGCCUGCUGCACCUCCUCGUCAAGCUGGCCAACGAGCCCAGCGUCAGGCAGUCACCCAAGAUCACGGUGCUGCUGCUGGAAGCACAGAAGUUUGCCUGGCACCUGGUGGAUGCGGCCAGCUACGACCAAGUGGUGAACUGGUGCGUGAUGAGCUGCGACCCGCGCGUCAUCCUGACGCUGGACGAGGACACUGGGCCUGUGGAUGUCUACACACUGCAAUUGUUGCAGGUUGUUGCAGCUUAUACACCAAGUGUGACUAACUUCCACCAGACGACCCUCCGCAAGAGACAGGUGUUUGUCCGUGCCUGCGUGAAGCUGAUAGUGUCGUGUGCGAGCCGGUAUAAGGCACUGCUCUCGAAGAAGGAGCUGGCGUUCCAGGCGGCUGUCCGCAAGCUGUUGGAUGACGUGGAGAUUGUCGUCACUGCCAGCGUGCCGGCCCAGCAGCAGGCGGCGGAGGCGGGACUGCUGCUGGCGGAAGUGAUGGCGGCGGUGAACCAGCCCGCGGGCAGCGCCGUGUCCUUGCUGGCCGUGGGCUGCUGCGCCAAGUGGCUGGGCUCGCGCGACUGCUCCAGCGUCGCCGUGCGAGGCGUGCUGCGCGUGGCCCCCACCACCGUGGCCCACCCCGACCACCUGGGCUGCCUGCUGGAGACGGCGCUCACCAGCUUCUUCAAGCACACUGUGUCCCAGGGCCAGGCCCCCGAGUGGCGGCACGUGAGCGCGGUGUACCAGGCGUGCCUGCCCCAGCAGCCCCCGGUGGAGGACAGCUUCGUGGCCCACGGCCACGUGCUCAGCCUGUACGCCCAGCUGCUCAAGAGACUGCCGUCGUGCCGCGACAUCGGGGAGGAGGGCUCGGUGCUCGUCACGCUCGUCGACUGGCUGGAGGCCAUCAAGCCAACGGAGAGCACGGAGGCCAAGCUGCCCCUCCUGUGGGGGAAGAUUCUGACGCUGUGUUUCCGUCAGUACGAGUACUCGGGCAGUGCGGAGCUGGCGUCACGCUCGCUCAACAGGCUCAUGCAGUACCUCCUGAUCCUGGCCGAGGACAAGGCCAUCGGGCCCUGGGGCAUCCUCGGGGCCAUCGGUCUGCGGAAACAGUCCCCGGUCUCCAGGAGAUGCCGGAUGCUGUGUCGAGCUAUGGCUGCGUACAUCUUGGCUCAGUUCCAGGAGAGUGACGACAUCAAGAUUAGAACAACUCCAAAUGCUCCCGAAGCUGUCUCAUACACGCCAUCUGAUAAUAGGGGGGAGUUGGCCAGCCUGCUGACACACCCCGAGGUACACAAGGCGCUGGCCGCCAUGGAGGCUCUCACCGCCACGAAGCAGUACCAGGAGUUCAAGAGCUUCGUGGAGGCUGCCACACAGUGUGUGGUGGACCCCAACAACUCGUUGCACAACGCGACCGAAGUUCUGGGAGCGCUGUGCUCGCAGCUCUACCAGCAGCAGUAUCUUCUCGUGCUCAAGGCAUAGAGCACAGAGCAGCUCUAAGUGAAACAAGCAUUAUGAUUCUUGUUCUUGUGCUGAUUUAUAUUUCCGGACAUGUUAAGUAACUGUUACUGAAGAGUUCAGAAAUUGAGUGAAUAUUGCCUUACUUAAUAUAAAUGCAUUGAAGAAAUUUUUUAUUUAACCAUUGGAGGUUCAAAAAAAUAACUGCACGGACCUGAAAGCGAUAGACGCUUUGAUUGCUGCUUGUGCAGACUACCAGUUUUUAGCCUACAUUUACAGAAACAAAGGUCUUUUUUUUUAUUAUUUUCAAACAGUUGAAGGUUAACUAUUAACAUCUUUUCCUUCAACCAUGAGCUGCAGCUUUGUGUGAUAGUGGGUUUUUGCUGUUGCACAUGUAUAUUGUGUAAGUAGUUCCUUAAAAACAGUCAGGAAGUGAUAGUAGUUUCAGUUUUCAAAACUUGUACCAGUUAUUAGAUAUUUCACUUGCAGCUGAUAAUAGUUAGAGAUUUUGGGCACCAAGUUUGAAAAUCUAUGCUUAAUACAGCAAAACCCCUUAUUUGCACUUUUCAUGGGGACAAAGUAAAAAAGUGUAAAAAGCGGGAAAGUGUAAAUAAAGGGAAAAGUAUAAAAAGGAGUACAGUUUACCUUAUUUAGAAUUUUUUUCCUUUUGUUUAAUAGCACAUACUACAAUGCAGGUACAAACACACUAACAACAAAUUUUACUUUAGUAUUUAAUCAAUUAUUAAUUUACCACAUUUGACAAAAAUAAAAAAAGAAUGAAAGCCAAAAUGUUUUUCUGAUUACUUCCUAAAAAAUAAAUUUGAAAUUUUCUUCUGCUUGCUUUUUAGGCUGUUCAAGGAGAUUAUUUGCCUCUCCAAAUUAUAAAUACAGUUGCAACCGGCAGGGUUUAUAACAAAUACGGGCUACAUACACAUUGCUCACAGUAAAAAAAUUUUUAAGAAAAGGCCGCAAAUUGAUGAAUAUUUACCGUCAAUAGCGCGCCAAACGCGGAGAAAGGUCAUUGUACUCGGUCAGCUGCUGUAACGACGCGGCGGCGCAUGCGCACUCUAUGCUCCGCCCAGACUCAUGACGCCAUCAGCCGCCAACCAAUAGAUAUGAGCUUAGCGGAAAAAAAUAUAAGCUCCACCUCCCGUGUACCAAUUUUAUCCAGUUCUAAUACCAGUUUAUUGGUAUACGCACCAGUUUUCUCGCUGCCGUGACAUGUUCAAGUUUACGUUUAUCAUGAUGUCUUGAUACCAAUAAUUAAUUAUUUACGAUCCCCAGAAAUAAAUGGUUAGUUUAAAAAAUAUGGCGUCAACUGUACAAUACUUCCCAAAUUAUAAAAGACGUAUAAAACAGUUACCAAGACACCGCUCAUUUUAUCUUGUGAAGUUUAUGUCUCGUACCAGUAUUUCGGCUAAGUUGUGACAUAAAUACAGUAUCAGAACUUACAAGCAGCCAUGUUUGUACAUUCAUGAGUUUACGUUUUUCCCUCGUGCAUUUUAGAUUGUCUCCUGCUAUAAUUACUCGUACUUUUACACGCCUAGGCUUAAAUUAUUACAUGUUUAGAAAUAAAAGCAACUUUUCAUGUUAUAAAAUAUGUAUAUUUUGCUAUUUAAAAUGUUCAUUGCCUACUAGCUCCACGGUAUUUUCUGGUUGUUUAUGGUUGUUACGUGACGUAAAUAGCGGGAUUGAUUCGAUUUUUGAGACGUAAUUCGCGGGAAAGUAUUGUAUUGGACUAUAUGGGAACCAAACGGGACCUGAAGAAUAUAGUGCAAAUAACGGGAAAACGUAAAUAACGGUAACGUAAAUAAGGGGUUUCGCUGUAAUUGUUUUUUACACAUGAAAUGAGUGUAGUUUUUAGUUUUGUGUAAAUAUGUUUUGUACAGAAUAUAGUUUACUGUAAUUAAUGUUCCUGUGAGUAAAUUUAUUUUUAAUAAUUUUGUAAUUUUAAUUUUAGAUGUUUUGUAAAUAUGUUGAUAAACAUUAUUAAUAUACAUUUAUUGUAAAUGUGAAAGGUUUUACUUUUGUUGCAAUAAAAGCACAUAUUUAAAAAAAUGUUUUCG
Messenger RNA from Bacillus rossius redtenbacheri, 9865 nucleotides. RefSeq names its product ectopic P granules protein 5 homolog (gene Epg5). Bases 57 to 7823 code for a protein of 2588 amino acids. The transcript has 34 exons. Lineage: Eukaryota; Metazoa; Arthropoda; Insecta; Phasmatodea; Bacillidae. The record is from RefSeq and is a predicted model, not a curated record. Gene Ontology annotation, cellular component: cytoplasm. Gene Ontology annotation, biological process: autophagosome maturation.